Molecule: messenger RNA, 19270 nt
Organism: Spirodela intermedia
Lineage: Eukaryota; Viridiplantae; Streptophyta; Magnoliopsida; Alismatales; Araceae
Source: the annotation of a GenBank genome assembly
AUGGCUUCAGAGCAGCAGUUGCCUGUAGUUAAGGUGAUUCUUGGAUCUCGUCCUUUAACGCUACUCUUAUGUGUCAGAAACUUGUUAUGAGGUUGGUUUUCGUUCUGAUUGGGGGUGGAUGAUGCUGAUGAUUUCUCAUUCAGGGCGCGCGAGUGCUUAUGGUGGGAGCCGGCGGCAUCGGCUGCGAGCUACUCAAGACUUUGGCGCUGUCGGGCUUCGAGGACAUCCACAUCGUAAUAAUAUCUCGUCGCUCUUGCUCCGCGCGUGGCCCUGUAUUUUGCUUUGGGCCCGUGGGUUAGUUGCCCUUUGAUUUAUCUCUCGAUUGGUCUUGGAGAGUGUUCUUGAAAUUCUCUGUUCAUGUCUUAAGUGUGGAUACGGGGUUUUUUCUGAAGGUUUUUAUUUAACUUUAAUGUUAGUUUUACGUCGGCAGAAUAUCUUUUUUCGGUCGUUGACUAUCGGCAGGUAGCGUUUACUUGGUGCGUAUUUUGUUGGACUCCUUUGCUGAUAGCUGUUUCUGUAACCUGUCUACUUUCUAUCAAUAAUACAAGAGCCUAGCUCUGUGGUCAGUUUUACAGGGUACAAGGAACUUAUGGGAUGAUAUGUCGCAAAGAUGCUGUAAGCUCAAGCAAUGAACUCAUUUAGACUCAUGGAGGAAGUACAACUGUACCAGAGGAUUUUUGUGGGAAAGUGGACUUAUUAGAAACACAACGCUGUGGGCUUGAGGUAGUAGAUGAAAAGUUGUCUUUAUCUUUAGUUCAAGUGGAAUAACGGUAAUCUGUCCAAUACAUUGAAGCCAUUUCUAGGACAACUGAAAGUUAAUGGUUUUGAAAUUUGGUUUGUGAUGAUGCAAAGUGCCAGAUCUAUCCUGAUAAUGGAGACAAAAUCAAGUCGAUCAGUACAUUCUUUCAAAGCGUUGCCUAGGGGAGCUUGCUGCAAUUGCUGUCAUCUUCACCUGAAGGCAACUUCACACAACUGCACACUUGUGAGUGCUGUUUGUGAAUUUGUAAAUGCCAUGCCUGAAAAGUAACGUUUGUGUGACUGGACCAAAUGUGCACACGCCUGAAAGUGGCUGUAACCAUUUGUGAAUUCCAUGUUGGCCCAAACAUGCCGUGAUUAGGAGUGGUAGUCAUUGAUUGUGUGACUGUUGCAAGUAAAAUGGAGACUGAAGGUCUUGUUGAUGACCUUCUUUCUCUAAGCUUUACAAUAGAAGGUUCUGUAUUGGGGGAUGUGAUGUGUUAUUUUUCUGAUUGUUGGGGAUGGAUGAAAGAUACUAUCCUCAAAUGACAUUUAGGGCCCUUGGGUGUUAAGUUGAACCACGAAUCUUGUCCAAAUCUUGGUGGAAUGCUCUUGUAAACUUCUUCUAGAUCACCAUGUAAGAAUGCAUUCUUCACGUCAUACUGUCGAAUUUGCCUACUAAAAUGAGCUGCUAGUGAUAGUCAAAGUCUUAUAGUACUCAUUUUUGUCACUCGGGCAAAUGUCUCAUGAAAAUCAAUUCCAUAGGUCUGGGUAUAGCCAUUAAUAACUAAUCUUGUUGUAUCAUUUGAGAGAGUCACUGUCCUUAUAUUUCAUGGUGAAAACCGAUCUGCAGCCUACCAGAUUCUUUUUCUUUGGUUGGUCGAAAAUCUCUCAUUUUUCUCAUAAGUGUCUAUUUUCUAUCUCAUAGCAUCUCUUCAUUAUCCAUUUGUGACAGAAAUAGGGUUAAGAGUCAGAAUAAGGUUCCUAAGAGAUGUUGAAAAUGUCGAAGUGACACAUGGGGAGAUACAAGGGCCAUUUUGUGAAUUCUCUUGUGCCUUUUCUCAUAGCAAUGUGGCAAUCAUAAUCAUUUAUGGAUGGUUGAGCAGAGGAUGUUUCAGCCGAUUGUGCAUAAAAAGGAAAGCCAUAACUUACCAAGGAGAGAUGUCAUAUCUUGAACUUCUAUUCAGUCUGGAAAAUCUGAGUUUGAAUACGCCUGAGAAAAAACGAAAUAGUCUUAAAUGCAUACAGGUAGAGACACCAGACUAGACAUAGGGGUUGGAGUAGACAAGGGCUUAUUGAACACGAUUGUAGCGGGUGGGACUGAGGUAGAUGGAACUGUUGUAGGUAGAUCAAGAGACCUGAAUAUCUAACAUUGGAGGUGAAAUCUCCCUGUGAAGAUAAGAUUGACUGAAGUAUGGUUUUUUUUUAGCAAAAAUUACAUAUACAGCUAUGUAGAAUAUUCUUAAAGGAGGAUGGUAACAUUUACAGCCUUUUUGUGUAGAUGAGUAACCAAGAAACGCACUUUAAUUCUUGAUCUAACUUUCCUCUGGUAUGAAUGAAUGUAGACAAAGUACUGCCAAAGACUCUUGGUAUAAGACCAUUUAAGUUUUGAAAUGUGGCCUUUAAAAUCUAGUACACAUGUGUAGCCAAUUAAUCAUGUAUGUUGCGUUAGAACAGCAGCCUCCCAAUAAGAUUCAGGAACAUUCCCUUCAAAUAACAAUACCUGAAUGGUGCUAAGUAAAUGAUCAUUUUUUCUAUGCAUACCCAUUUUGUAGUGUAUUUACAAAAUAAGAUUCAUGAAUUAUGCCUUCUUUUGGGAAAUAGUCUGACAGAGUUUGGUUGAAGUAAUCCCAUGUAUUCUCUGAUGUAAGGUUUUAAAUUUUUAUUCGGACUAGAUUUGGAACCAUAGGGUGAAAACUAGCCACAAUGCUACUCGCAUCAGAUUUUUACUUGAUCAAGAAUAUCAAUGUAACCAUAGUGUAGCCAUCAAGUAGGGAAACAAACUGUCAAUAUCCCGAAACUAUGCUUAAUAGUGGACAGUCCCCAAAUGUCACUGUAAAUCAAAUAAGAAGGAUGAGAACUUUUAUUACGUGUGGCAAAGAAUAGUGGGCUUUCGAAGCUCACAAAUGUUAUGCUGAAAUUUUUUGAUAUCGAAUUCCUUAAAAAAAUAGAGAAACAUAAUAUUUAAAACCAUAUGAGCUUGACGACCAAGAAAAAGAUUGUGGAACCAAAUGUCAUCUUUGUUGGAAGAACCGAGAAGCUACAAAGAUAAAUUCUUCACGAUUUCUUUGAGUUUCUUGGUGUUUCAAGGUAGUCCAUUCCUUCAUUAAAAGUCCAAUGUUCCUCAAACUAUAUUCCAGAAAACACAAUAAGUGAUGAAAAAUUACCUGACAUUUAUGUCAUUUAUAAGCUUUUGAAUGCAAAAGGUUUGAAGGACACUUUUAAGGAUGAUGAAAGGAGUCCCAUGAAUAUCUCCUAAUCUGGCAACUAUAGUAACAGAGCCAUUUGCAACGAUAAUCUUCCUUCACUUGGAUAUGGAGUAUAAAUAGUGAAAUAUUGUGAGGUGUAAGUCAUGUGAUUAGUGGUCCUUGAGUCAAAUAACUCAGAGUUGGCAAAACACUUUUCUGAGACGUGUAAUAUAAAAGAAAAUAAAGACUUACCUGAGACAGCCAGUGAACAUGCACCAGAAGCUUCCCAAGAGAUCCUAUCAGGCCCUGAAGCUCCUUAUUCUCUUCAUUAUUUCAUCCUCCGAUCUCUUAUCCUUCAGUUAGAUCAAUUUUAUUCUGUCAGAUGAGCUUGAGGCCGCUAUCAUCCUCAGUUUAUCCGUUUUCUAGAGGUUUUCUAUCCUUUUUCUGGUGACAUUCCGUAGAAUGUCUCAGUUUUUUUCAAUGGGUGCACUACCAAUUGUCCUGAUUGUCUCUCCAUAGGUUGUCUUUGUUCUCUCUUCUGAGACCCCUGAUAUGUCUACUUUCCCCCUUUCUAAGGGUGAUCCUUCUGAGGGUUGAGGCUCGAGCAUCACAUCCCUGCAGCUUUCUGUCUGAAGUAGAGAAAUCCUUUCCUCCAAAUAGGGUGUCUUCUUCUUACCGCGUGUCUGAAUUCUAACCUAAGUAAAUUUAGGAAUGAGUCCAGCCAACUAAUAUAAACCCUACCUUUUUCAAUGAAAUUCUUAUAUGAUGUGACGUCAUCUAAGCAUUUCAUCCUAAAUACCUGACUGUGAUCAAGUUCCUGCUGCUGAUAUUUUCAGUAAAUUGGCAUACUCGUAGUUAUUCACAAUCACAGAUUUGGCUGCAUUACCUUUCAUCUUUAUCUCUUAUACUUUGGUUGCAUCAUGAGGUUUUGAAUCGUUUGGUGAAUGCAGUCCCAAAUCUCCUUUGAAAUUGCCAAAAAUGUACAGGUGUCACUAAUUGUAGGUUCCAUUGAAUCCCACUGUCAUGACAUAAUCAUGGAAUUUGCUUCAUAUCACGCAUCUAUCUACUUUUUUGUUCCUAUUCGGAGGAGAUAGCUGUCUCCUUUUUGCCUUUCUGGUACGUUCUCACAAACUGAGACCAUUUAAGAUGGUUUUUCUCAUUAAGUCCGUAUGUUGCCCGGACUUUUGCAGGUCUCCAGUCAUUGGAUUCAUGUUGGCUUCUUCCAGUUGUACUGGAGUGCUUGCAGUCGUUGUCUCAGAUGUUGAUACGGGGAUCACAAAAUAAUCCUGAGUAGGGAAAAGAAAUAAAUCUGGAGACGGUCAAAUAGGAAUGGAAGAAACAACACAGCAAUAAAGGGUGCAAAAAACGACUAAAGACUGUAAUGGAGGCACAGGGAAACCCAGAAAAGAGGCUAGGACUCUGAUACCGUCACGAAAGGGAGAGAAUUAUAGAUGUUUUUCUCAUAUAUCAUACUAAUUGAGCCAAGUUAGUAUGUAGCUAAUUGUACGAGAAAAGGGGCUAGGAAAUAUCAAACUAAAUGAGGAAAUUGCCUGAAGCUGACUAUCUCCUGAUUUAAGGGAUUAGAAUAAAACUUUCGUAGCUAUAUAUAUGCUUAUUUUGUUCGUAAAAUGACGUCUAUGACGACUGUUCAAUUGAAUACUCCCAUGUGAAAUAGGAAUAGUGGCAGCAGGAUGCAAACAUUCGUGCUCCUGUUGUAAUUUAUACCGGCAACUCUAUCCGAACAUUGGAAAUAAUCAUUUUUUCUUUUUAUGUAGGUUGAUAUGGACACAAUUGAAGUGAGCAAUCUCAAUAGACAGUUUCUGUUCCGCCAGCAUCAUGUGGGACAAUCUAAAGCCAAAGUAUAUCCUGUCAUAUAUUAGCUUCAGGUUAUCGUUGCAUACUUUUUGUAGUGCUUCAAAUUGACUAGCUGCACCUGGAAUCAUCUUAUCCUUCCUUUUGUGCAACAGGUUGCCCGAGAUGCAGUUUUGAAGUUUAGGCCUCACAUAUCUAUUACACCUCACCAUGCUAAUGUCAAAAGUCCGGAAUUCAAUGUAGAUUUCUUUAAACAGUUCAAUGUUGUGUUGAAUGGCCUAGAUAACUUAGAUGCCAGAAGACACGUUAACCGGCUCUGCUUGGCUGCCGAAGUCCCUCUUGUAGAAAGUGGAACCACGGGCUUUCUAGGGCAGGUAAGACUUGUCUUUUUUGUCAUACCUGUUACAUAGCUUAUUGAAGGAUCCUUACCAGAAAAUGUGUUUAAUAUCUUGGUUUAUAAGACAUGAAACUUCUAUUUUAUUUGAAUACGCAUGAAAAUUUAGGGGCUAUUCUGCCAGUCUCUCUUAUGAUUAUUCAAUUUUGUUGCAAUAAAUGAGGGGUUGGUUGAACUUUAUACUUCUGGCUUAUCUUUUAAGCUGCGACUUCCAGAAGUUUGUGUUAAAAUGUGAUCCAGAUGCAAACAAUGGAAUUUCUUCUUUCUUUGAUAGUAUUACAUCCAUUUUUCGACAACAGUGACGGUCAUUUGCUUAUUCGAAAAAGUUACAGUGAUUAAAGAUGCCUUGCCUUUUUUUUUACGCAAGAUUUCUCUUUCAGAAGAUAAACUGUAUUUUGUUGACCCCUUGUUGGUAUUUUCAGCUGUUUUCUUCCCUUUUUUCUUACAUGCCCCUGAAAUGCUUUAUUUAAGCUUUUUGUUUCUUCCAUCAUGUCUUCUGAUAAAGAAUGAUCUAUAUCUGUCCAGGUAAUGCUGGCAGAUUCUGUAGAUCACCGUAAUUUUUCGUUUAUCUUUCAUGAAAUUCUUUUUCGCACCAUUGUGUUAUGUACUGUGGGUUCUCUGGUUGUGUUUGUCUUUCACUCAACUUCGAAUUCUGAACUCAAUUUGUUAGGAUGCGUUCCAAUCUUGUGUAUUGUUUAUUGGAAGGUUUUUUAAGGUGACUAUGGAUAAUAGCACAUCAUUUUAUAUACAUGACAAGGUGCUUGUAUGAAGUUUUUUUUCAAGAUUUUAAAAUUAAAUAAAAAUUAUGUGUAGAAAUAUUUUAAACGAAUAGAAUGCUUAAAUAUUACACGAUAUUGAAGUUUCAACAAGACUUCGCUUAAUUAAUCAAUACUAUAAAUAUUAAUUAAAAUUAUUACUUAUUAAUUAUUUUAGUUAAUUAUUGAAAGAAUUGGAUAUGACCAAUGACUGAAUAUUAAUUAGUACAGCUCAUCAGAGCCAGUUCAGCAUUCAGUUCGAUUUGCUACAAAUCAUGCGACCACAAAUAUUCCCUCAGACCUUUAGUAGUGCAUUCUCUGAAAACAUGCAUACAUGUUCACGCCCUCAGUUCUAUUGUACCAUUGGUAUGCCUUUGUCAAAAGCUGAGAUACUCUCCCUCUAUGUCUCUCUCUCUCUCUCUUCUCCCUUUUUUGGUGUCUAUCGUCCUCUUUCCAUGCCACUUCACCUCUCCUCUGAAAAUCUUCGUGUAAAAAAUUAAGAAUUCAUAAUCAAUAGCAUUUAAGGAUUCAAGGUAAUAAAUAAUAAUUGAAUGGGGUAUGUAUGAUGUUCCAACGCGAUGCCAGACAUUAAGAGUUCAGUAAGACACCGAGGUUGUAUUUUGGUUAUCUUGAAAAAAAUGUAAUUCAGUGGACAGGUAGUUAUGAGUUAUUUCAUCUAUCUUGCCCCUUUUUCGACAGUUGUUUGGAACCAUUGAAUAACAUUAUUGACUAGUUUCAAGGGACCUGAGGGCUUACAAAAAUGCACAAGAGCUUAUGUUUUUCAUAUAUCUCAUCAUUGCUGCAUGUAUUUUUAUUCUGCUACCAUUUCUUGUCUGAUUUCCUAUUCAUGCUUUGUGAUUUAGUGGUUUGAUGAAAGUUUUUUAUCCUUGGGGCAGGUAACUGUUCAUGUCAAAGGAAAAACAGAGUGCUAUGAAUGCCAACCAAAGCCAGCACCCAAAACAUACCCUGUCUGCACCAUCACUAGUACUCCUUCAAAGGUACCGCAGAUUCGAUUUUGAUUCGGCGAAUAUGUCCAUAUCUUUGUUUAUUUUGCAAAAUUGAAUGAUUUUGUUUAUUUAAGCAUAGAUGUCUUGAGUUUGGACGAAUAGAGGUGGAUAAUUACACUACUCUCCAUCUGGAAUCUGCAUUGUGCUAAAAUUUCCCAACUUGUGCCAUGUACUGAGAAAUGAAAUUAAACUGGUAUUUCUGCAAUCAUUGAUUGAUAAAUGCAUUCAUUAAAGUACACUUCUCUUCCGGUGAUUGCUGGAUUCGUCACAAUAACUGACUUAUUUUCGGCAAAAUAAGUCUCUGAUCAUCAGAGUAUAUUUGUUGUUCCACUCGUAAGUGUGAUGUCCAACUAAUCUGUAUGUGUACGUAUUAUUUCAGUAUCACUUGUGUUGUGACAUCGCAAUUAAUGAUGAAAAAUGCCCUGCUACUAUGUGCCAGCAUUUAAUGGAUGACAGUCAUCUGACUGUAAGCCAUUAUAUGCGAUCACAUGGCAUCAUUAUUCUGUUUUAUGGAUAGUCCAAUUUUACAUGAUUUCUUUCACGCAAGGGAACAUGUACGAACAAUUUUUAUGACCAUGUUGCCAUCCAUUUCAUGUGAUGGAAAUACUAUGUGGGGCUUGGAACUCCAAUAGAAACAGGGGAAUGCAUCGCAAACGGUCUGUUUACAUCUUGAUUUUAAGCAGACCUUUUGCCAUUCCUUCAAAUAUUGCAUACUAGACAUUCUGAUAGAAAGAGAAAUUUAUGAACCAGUUGGAAAGAGAAAGUGCACGAAUUUUCGAUAUAUUAUUCUCAUGUUUCAACGAACGUAACAGAAUUUAAAAGAAUCAAGGACCAAUGUAAGUACAUUGCUUUAUCAAAGUAUAUUAUUCUUUUUAGUUAUUUUUCCUGAAGCUAAUGUUUUUUCUAAGAUAAAUUCAGCAAUUACGAUGGACUUAUAUACUAUCAUAACUAAGAGUAAAAAUAAGUAGAUAGCUGACAUUGAAGAAGAAGAAGAACGAUUGGUCUAUGUUUAUUAUUAACGUCAAGUUUAUUAUGUACGUUCAAAGGUCAGAGAAAGUUACAGAAAUGAGGUUCAACUACAUUAGGAGCAAGUCAAGAGGAAGGAAUUUAAAUGAAAGAAAAGGAAAGACUGGUUGAACAUUUUGAAACUUCAUUCAAAAUGAAGAAAAGGAGAGUGGAAGGAUGUAUAGAGUCAUUAUCUAUUAAUAAUUUCUAUAUCUUUUACAUUUUUCUUUCUUCAACUGAGUUGUGGCAAAUUUAUUGUGCUGAGACUCGUCAAGAUGAUGUUGCUCAUGAUGCUAGGUACUUGAGAAGGAUUGAUUUUGAUGUCACAUAAAGUGCAUCUUCAUUAGGUGAGGAACGGUAAUCACUUUGAAAGGAUCAGAAUCAUCAAAGUGUAUAAAAUGGUGCUCUCUCAAAAUUCUCUUUAAGCGUUCUGUUUUCAAGGUAUAGUGAAGAGCGAGAAUUGUGGACACUGGCUACAAGGAUGACGAUGAGAUGCAACACGAGGAUUACAAUGAUGCUUUUAUGCAACAUUUCAUUUACACUAUUAACUUUAGAUGGGAAAAAUUUAAGAUAUUUCCAUAUUUUAUCACAUAUUUCAUGGUUAUCCUGUAUCUUUCAUUAUCAGUUUUACACUGGAACCUCCUGGACAUGGCUCUGAGCUGAUGAAAGAAAAAAAAUAUAAUUGGUGAAUUCUGUUGAAUUGGCCUUGACCCAAUAAAUAUCAGAAGAUCCAUCAAUUAUAGAUUCAUGAUAAGGCUUUUAGAGAAGGUUGUAUCACUUAAAAUUUUAGCGAGAGAUUGCGUCUCACUGUUAUAUUAUUCUUGGCAAAUUUGGGAGUAGACUUUCUGUCUCCAACGUCUGUAUCGAUUAUUGCCUUUACCCUGGCUCUUUCAGUAGAUGGUACCAUUUCGGUUUGCAUUUUACCUAAGACAAGUCGUGUAUCUUCAUGAUGUAACAUUGUCAAUGUUUAAUUUACUACGUUUUACAGUUUGUGCACUGUAUUGUGUGGGCAAAGGAGCUGCUUUUUGCAAAGUUAUUUGGAGACAAGAAUCAGGACAACGAUCUAAACGCCCGCUCUAGUCACAGUGAUAGUUCAACAGAUCCCAUUGAAGACAUAUUUGAGCGAAGAUUAGAUGAGGACCCUGAGCAGUAUGGCAGGAAAAUCUAUGAUCAUGUUUUUGGGUAUAACAUUGAGUCUGCCUUGGCUAAUAAAGAGACAUGGAAAAACCGAAAUAUGCCAAAACCGAUCUACAGUAGAGAUGUCUUGUUAAACAGUUCUAGCCAGCAAAAUGGAGUCUUCAAUGACUUCAGGACGGAUAGCUCAGUGGUAUCUGCCAUGACUUCUCUCGGACUGAAGAACUCUCAGGAAAUUUGGAGCCUAGUUGACAACACGAGAGUCUUCCUGGAGUCCUUAAAACUAUUUAUGGAGAAAAGGGAAAAGGUACAUCCACGUUUCAUCCGUUUUCUUUCUAUAUGUAGAGCUGCUAUUGUUGGAUGUGCAUUAGAACUAAACCUCUGUAUUUCAGGAUAUUGGGAACUUGGUUUUUGACAAGGAUGACCAGUUGGCUGUUGAAUUUGUUACUGCUGCUGCAAAUAUCAGAGCUUCAUCAUUUGGCAUUCCUCCUCACAGUCUAUUUGAAGCUAAGGGAAUAGCUGGAAACAUUGUUCACGCUGUUGCAACAACUAAUGCAAUUAUUGCUGGCUUAAUUGUGAUUGAAGCAAUUAAAGUGCUUCAGAAUGAUGCACGCAACUACAGGUUACUAGUAACUCCCAUAUGAAUGAUGUAGUGCUUUUUUAUGUCCAAUAUGCUGUUCUAAUUUUAUUUGAAACUUUCUUUGAUUCAUGUGCAAUAAAAUAUUCUAGGCGUUCUAAGCAGCCCUUCAUUUUAUGUGGAACAACUACGUAGCUUGAGAUUCUUUUUACAUUGUCCUUGCAUGCUGCUUUUCGAUUCCUUACUUUUGGAUGCCACGGCACUGAAAUCUGCUAUCUUAACAUUUCGUUUUUGUCAAAUUCUUUUUAUUUGUUACGUUUCUUGGAAAAAAACAUUUCACUAAAACUUGACUGAAAGUUAUGGGGAAUCUGACUUUAUUUGACUCUGUGAUUCAUUGGAUGGAUUUGGGUUUAAAGGAAAAAUCACGGAGUUACAUCAAGUUUGACUCCAUAAUAUUCAUUCGAAUGUAAGCGAAAUGUAGUUUUCUGAUAAACAUAAUGUAAAGAAUUAUAUAAUGUGGGUUUAAUUGGAUGAUGGAGCUUUCAUAUGCACGUUAUCCUGUGUGCACACUUUGUUUCUCGACAUUUUUUGUAAGACUAGUCAAAUCCUUACAUAAUUAAUGGGUUUAGCCAAGUCACCCUCUAUUAUAUCUUUAUUUCAUUCAAAAUCCCAAGGAUUCAUAAAAUGUUAUUUUAUUACAUUAAAUUGCCGCAUCCUUGCUUAAAAACAAGGACUCCUUUUUAACCAUAGCUUGACAAUCCGGAUCUAGCUUGACUUUUUUAAACGCUUCAAAACUUGAUUUAUCUUUGCUUAGCUAUAUUGUUCAUAUGAUAAAUGCAGAUGAGAAAAGGAGAACAGUAUUUUAACGCACAGGCCAAUUUUAUCUCAGAAACUGCCAACAGAAUAUUAGGGACGAAUUUGACAUAUUGCACCUGACUUUGGAGUAUCAGUUUUCAGAGCGUCAUUUUUCAGUUACUACAGUGGGGAUGCAUCUGCAUGUUUAUAUGACGGCUAGUUGGGUCUUUUAAUUAAUCUUUACCCUUUCUAAAACUCAAGCUCCUUUUCCUUUUAAAAUCACAGAAUAUUAGGGACGAAUUUGAUACAUUACACCUGACUGUGGAGUAUCAGUAGUUGGAGCAUAACUUGUCAGUACUGCAAUGACGAUGCAUAUGCAUGUUAUAUGACGGCUAGUUGGGUGUUUUAAUGAAUCUUUAUCUUUUCUAAAACUUAAGCUCCUUUUUCUUUUAAACUCACAUUAAAUGACAUCGUAUUUUGCAGAAAAUAUACUAAAACCAAAGUUUCCCUUGAUUCUUCAGGAUGACAUAUUGCGUUGAACAUCCAUUAAGAAAGAUGCUUUUGAUGCCUGUGGAACCAUUUGAACGAAGUAAAUCUUGCUAUGUUUGUUCUGAGGUAUGGUCAUCUUUGGAAUUUAGUUGGCUUGAAUGUUGAACUAAGCACCAUAUGCCAUUUUCUCAUUUGAUUUGACUUGAUAUAAUAGACAGCACUGUUACUGGAAGUUAAUAUUCACAAGACAAAGUUGAAGGACUUCAUUGAGAAAAUUGUUAAAAGGAAACUCGGUAUGAACUGCCCAAUGGUAAUGCAAGGUUCAACACUUAUCUAUGAGGAAGGUGAUGAUCUUGAAGAUGAUGUUGCGGGGAGCUAUGCUCUGAAUGUUGAGAAGGUUCCUGAGCUCUCUUUUUUUCUGUAAGCAGCUCUUAUUCUUCUUACAAUUAUCAUCUGUCUAAUGACUUGUGUUGUUUUCUUAUCUCUUCAGGUUUUUGCUCAACUUCCAGCUCCAAUUACUAGUGGAACAAUUCUCAUGGUUGAGGAUCUACAGCAGGAAUUAUCAUGCAACAUCAAUGUCAAACAUAGGUUUGUUCCAUCUGUCUAUUACCCUGUUUAUUCCGUUAAAAAAGGAUAAUAUGCUACAUGAUGACAGUUUGCUAAUAUGAGGAAUUGCUAUAACUGAUGUACAUUGAGCUGAUACUUGCAUAUUCAGAAAUCGAUCUUUUAGCACAGUACCCCAAAAUAAUUAUUCCUAUCUGAGGAAGGUCGUUUGGUUUGAUGUGGGAUUAAUCCGAUUUCAAAGUGGAAACCUGGCUGUUCUUUUUGAAGAUAGACACGAAUUGUUCAAAGAGUAAGUAUUUUCUGGAUCAGUUGAUUCUAGGCUAGACUUGAUCUUUUAUUGUCUUUAUCCUCAACCAUAGGGAGUACCAAACAUGAAAGAAAAUAAGGAAAAGAAGGUGGCAGUCUCCGACCGAUGGAAGGAGAAUAGGGAACAUGAGUGCAUCAGCAAUAAACACCACAACAAAAGUGAUGUAAUAUCUGGAAGAAAACUUAUUGUGAUCCAAUAUCUUACAAUUAGUAUGAUAUAAAAGCAGUUUCAUAUUUUACAUGCUAGACAUUGUCAGAAAACAUUUGUUUAUAAUUUAGAACCAAGAUCAAACUUUGAUCUCGGAUUGACAUAUCUGACCAGAUCUGGAUUCCCAUUGGCAGGACUUUCUCCCCUUGAAUCUUUCCUAGAUCAUUUUGUUUGGUCUCUAUACUGUUCUCUGAGUGAUGUAGACAUAAUCGUAUCAUGAAUGUUUUGAUUUGUCUGGGAUUGAAGGACACGAACAUGAAUAAUGUUGGGGAUUGAGGCUUCCUGGAAAUUAGAAAUUUGACUUGAACAUUAAAUAUAUUAUUUCUAGCUUUCUACCCUACCAUGCAUUUUUUGGAACAUUUCAAGUUUGUUUUACAUUAAUAAUUUUCUUCGUUUUUUCCUGUAUCGUUUGAGUUAUAAUGAAUAUUUCAUUAAAGUCGCUCUCUGGCCGACCUCAAUCAAUUAUGAGUGCACUAUAACCUGUUUGGUAGUUAGUGGACAUUAAUUUCGGGUAAAUUCUAGGAUGAAAUUGGGGACUCGCUAUGUUCUUUGGCCUCAUCUAAGUGAACAUAAUGUGUGCGGUAUUAUCAUAUAGCAAUAGUAUUUCUGUCUGCCUUCUCCGUGUGUUUUUCUUUUCAUCAUUCUUUUAUUAAUAGAACUGCUUUUCUAAUGUAAAUAUGGACCAUGGUCAAUAUUUUGAAAAAUCCUCACACACUUGAUUUUUUAAAUGGCACAGUGUGGAGAUUUCGAAGAAAUCAAAUUAGUUGUUCAAGAAGGAUUAAAUUCGCAUUCCCUUAUUUGUCAAGUUACCUGUUGAUGAUGGACGCAGAAUGGAUGUGACUGUUUUUAAGAGAAAUCAUCAAAUGCCAAUUUAAAUGAAUGUUGACUAACGAAAUGAAUAUCCUCUUCGAGUAGUCAGUGUUGGGUUAUCUCCAUAGUCGGGGUACUAGCAAGGUGCCUUGUUUUCAAAGAUCAUAGGAAGUAUGGAAAUUUCCCCUGACUAGGAUGGUAGUUUAUCAUGUGUUAAUGGUGGACUGAUAGGGACAGGCAAAUUCGACCACCAAUCAAAGAUGCUUGAGAGAAAAUUAGCUGAGAUGUCCAGAAUAAGAUUGCAAGGAUUUUGUGGACCGAGACACUCGUAGCUGACGAUCUUGGAGCUAAUAUAGCCUACGAAUUAUUCUCCUCCUAGAAGAUGUGGAGAACCCACAGCCUCAGCUUGACGUUUUGGUCCUGAAUUUCACACGAGAACCUUCGUGAACCUCUUGGAAGAAGAGCUAGGAGCGAAUUUUUAUUCAGCCUGCUAUUUAUGGGAGCAAUAUGAUAGCUUUGAAGCGGCGCUCCUAGAUCUGAACUAGAAAUCUUGACACGAUUAAAGAUAGUCCGGUACCUUGAAGUCUUAAUGACCUUAAGUACUUCUAGAAACAGCCAAAAUAGUCAAAGAUAAACUUGGACUGCAUGACCUACAAAAAUGGGCAAAUGAUAUUCUAAUUACAUUAUUCACCCAGUCCAGUCAUGUGCAUCCUUUGAGUGUUGACCUUGACCAGUUCUUAGUUGGGUUCAAUGUCCUUAUUGCUUGUUCAAUCUGUUCUAACUUUCCUUAUCCAAAGUUUAAGGUUCAGAUAAACUUAUCUACUCUUUAAAAUUAUCUACAUCGCUAAACAUGUCAUACAAUCAGCUGUCACCGAUUUAUCGCCGUGCAAUAAUCACAGAAUGCUAUUGUAGUCUGAGCAACACUUUCAUUACAUAUUCUCAUCUUCCUUUAUAGUAUAUUGAAGCAAAGAUCUUUUGAACAUUUAUCAUGAAUUAAGUCACUUUUCUGCUCAUAUUAAGUGGGAAAAAGUUAUCCAUAGACAGUCAAGGAUAUUGAAGACUGAUGGAGAGUGAAACCCAUUAAUAGGAGUCAGGUUGGAAGGCUCUUCUUGGAACUACUGUGCUAUCGGCACAUUACAGAGACAGAUUUCUUGAAUGGUCAUACUUCUAUUCCCACUUUAGCUGAUUCACUUAGGGUUCAUGAAUCAUGGCAUGUCCGUGGUUAUUGAUGGCGUCGGGCUUUUCUUUUCUCUUUUUAUUGGAGGUUCUUGUUCUGAGGUUUAAAAUUUUACAUACCAGCUUUCUUUUCAAUGCCAUGCCCUGUAGCAUCAUCUGGGGCUUAUUGGAACUUGGUUUCAGUUUCUGAAUAAAGAGACAAUGAGUACCUCCUCCCUGGGAGAGUUCUGAGGACAGUAAAUUAUUGGAAUGAACUCUUGUAAGACUAUUAUUGACAUGGGAUCCAUAUUGUUUGAAGUGUUAAUAUUUUCCUUAUUAUAUUGGUCUUCGAGUAUGACAAGUCAAAGACUAAUAAAUAACCAUCAUGAAUUGGGCACCCAUUAUGAUGUGCCACAUAUGACCAAUGUUUGGUGGCUUUGGGACGCGGAGUUGGUUCGUGUUCAUUGUGGAUAAAGUAACAAAUUUUGCAAGCCAGAACUUCUGCUCCAAAAAGACGAAUUGUUAAUUUUUGUGGGGUAUAACAUUGUAGGAAUGAUGGAAACAAUGUCUUUUGACAUUUAAUGAUUACUCAGUAAAUGUGCUAUUAUUUAUAGUAACAAUGUGGUCAUUGUCGACCAGCGUAAAAUGGGUUGAUGGAAGAUAUAUUGCUUUCAUUUGACGAAAAGCUGGUACUACGGCAAUAUGCCAGUGUUUUUUCUGUUUCUUUUUGGCUUUUGAAUUCCAUAGGUUUUGAAAUGAAUUGGAUUAGUUUCAAACGUAACACUCUUGCCUACAAAUGGGAGAACUGCAAGCAUGCUGUUAUAACGUGGCUGACAUUUGUAAUGAGAGAAGAAUGAUUGGGCUUGCGGGUUUACACUACCUUAGAAUUGCCCUUGCUCAAAUUGACCCAGAAGAAGUCACGCAAGGUUCGUGUUGACUGUUGGUCAUGUAUGACUACGAUGUAGAAGUUGUUUGGAAUUAUAAAUUGUGUUGUAAUCUUUUAUAUAGAUGGUUUUCCUUAAUUCGUGUUAUCAUAUAAAACUCAUUUACAUCGUCUUUUGAAAGGUAAGCAAUUCAGAUAAAUAUAAGUGCCAGGAUCGUUGUCUUGAAUCUGGGUUUUUGACGAAAGUACAAUAGAAUAGUGCUUCAAAGCCCGGGUGCAUUGGUGUGUAACCCAAUUGACCUAAUAUUGUUGACCAUUUUAUCCCCAGAUAGUGGCUUCUGCUUACCAUCACGUCCCUCUUCCUUACUUCUAUCUAUUUUUAAAAUGUUUGAAUUAGGAUAUAUCUGUGUGGAUGGAUCCAUUUGUCUUUAGAUGGAAACAUGACUAUGCAGAUCUGAAAGUUAAUUGGUUCAGUGUCUAGGUUUUUUUGACUGAUUAACUGCCAAUCCUGUGUGAAUGAUAGUCAUAGUCGUACUUAAAAUCUUUCUUACCUUGAUGCGACAUAUUUCUCUAGUCUAACACCAUUUAACCUCACUAAUAUCUGAUCUGAACCCUUUAGAUCUUAUUGCAGAUGCAAUUCUGUAUUAUGCUUUGGAUGACAAAUAAUCUUGUGGAGCAUACUCGUUUCCAAUAAAUUUGCACCCCGAAAGGCCCAAAAUUGUUGAACUGUAGACCGACAAAAUGUUUCAGCAUCUUAUCUUCGCAUAAUCUUUUAUUUGAGGGAAUUUCGUUUGUUUUUUCCGUGAAAGCUCUGAGGGAUUAAAAAAUUAAUUAUAGCUCAUAAAGUACUAAAUGUAUAGGAAGAUGGUUUUUUCAUUCUAGUCAAUAUUUUUGUCAUUUUUUCACAUUUUUAUUAGGAAGCCCCUUGUAGAUUCAUGGAUCACCCUUCUUGUUCCUUGUAUAUUCAGGGGUUUAAAUUGUCAUUCCUUAUGGAUUCAAGGUUCCAUUUUCUUCACCUUGCAAUAUGUCAAGUGAUAUUUGAGCAAGGUUCCAAAUCCAAAACUCCCUAUUUUCUACUACAUCAAGUAGACCAGUGUGAGGUUUGGAAUGUAAGACUCACCCAUGUGAAGAUGUGUUCAUUGGUGAUGGGGACAAUACUUUUGAUAAAAGCAUUCUUAUUGAGAACCAACUGUCUUUUUAUUCAGUACAGUGCUAAUUAAAGUUUUUCAGAUAUCUAUUAUUUUUUGCAACAGUUACUGGCAGUGAUGAGUAUGUUGGAACUCAAGUGCAAUUUUUUCAUGUUGGCCAUCAAUGGUGAUCGUAAACUAUGUGCACAAGAAGAGAUACUAAUUAUUAAUUCUUUAAUUAUCAUCUCUUUAAUGCAUUACUAAGAAAGUAUUUGAGGACGAGUUUUUGAAAGUAUAGGGACUGAUGCUGAAUUUAAUCACUGGAAUUGAGGAAAGCUCAAACAUGUGCAAUGUGGAGAACGCAAACGUCUUGUCUCUGCUAGGCUCUUUAAUUUAAACGAUUUUCAUCUGUCUCUUCCUUUUUCCUGGGUGAUAAUUUCUUUUAACUUGUUGGUUAAAAGAUUUUAAUUCUGAAGGGAUCCAGAAAUGUUUUGUUUUUUAAAAAAAGGAAUCUGUGGCUGGCUUUUUUACCGUCCAGAUAUACUUAUCUUGAUGUUUUUAUCAUAAACUCAGAACUCACAUAGAGUCUGCGGAUGAUAUGUAGAUUCUUGACUUAGUAAGCCUGUCAAUCCUCAAGCAUACGAAUAUCCUUCCCUUUCGGCAUAUGCAAGGCCUUAUUUAUAAAGGUGUUUUGCCGCAGAAAUCAAUCAAUAAUCCUUCUUAGUGCAUUGGGAGGAAAAGACAAAUCUAAUAGCGGAUUCUAACUUAGAUAUUUUCCCUUUUAUGGUGAAUGAGAGUGAAGAAGAGUAUGCCUUGAGUAAAUCUGCUUCUUAGUUACUUUCCUCAUAGAAUCGUCCUUCUCACUCUUUGUUACCUGAUGGAGUUCCUUGAAAGGGUUGCCCUCAGCUCAAUCUAACCUCUUCUCUUUUUUUUUCAUUUGGGAAUGUUGACAUGCAUCAUCUUAAAGAUGUUGGCCAACGAUUUUCCUUUAUUUUACUGUGCUAUGAGUUUGGCUUGUUGAUUUCAAUUUAUCUGUUGAUAGAUGAAGUUGGGGGUAAUUGUUUGAAUCAAAGAUCUUUCUAAAUUAGAUAAGGGGCCUUCUACGCUCUAAAGAUUCUAUUGCUGUUCAUUUGAAUACGUUAGUGAAGCUAGGACGAAAUCGACCUCCUCACCAUUACUUCAGAUGGUCGUAAGGAUGGUGAACUUAGAAGGGGUCACUCGCUACUUUUUUUUAACCAUUCAGUUUUAUAAUCUUAGCCCACUGACUUCCCACUUGGAAGGCACCUCCCGUCCUUUUUAGAAAGAGUGCUUCUAAUGGUUUCUGGCAUCUCAAAGCCUGAUACAAUGAUGAGCUGAACCAGAAAAGGCAUGCUUUACUGCUUUAUUCUGCGAUUCUGCUAUCAAAUUAAUUAUUUGUGUUGUUCCAAGCUACGAUGACGCACCUGAAAGGGAUCGCCCAGAUACUUGAUAGGGAAAUGACCAUAUUUUCGCUUCAUUAUUCUUCCAUUCGUCCAAGUACUUGGAAAGGGUAGAAUCUGAUCUUAGCCUCUUGAAUAAUUGAAUGAACAACACAUUGUGGACUGUUGACAUUCGAAAUAUCUGAAGAAAUUAUGAAGAUGGUUGUGAUGCUUCAUCAUCACUGACAAUGAUGGCGGCAGAUGGAAUGUGUGAAUCCUAAGUAGUUUUCUUCCUUUCCAAUCCCGUUUCCCUCAAUAGCAUCUCUAGAUGUACUCCAUGGUUUCAGACCAAUCUUUUUGACGAUCUUGGCUGUACUGUUUUGAAAGCAAAUCACUGAUAGAGUCAUGUGUACACAACCAAUUAUAUCUUUAGCCCUUUAGUCCAGUGUUGCAUAACGUAAAUUUAGCAUUGUGACGUGGCUUCAUAUGCUAUCCUAUGUAGGACAACCGCCUUUGGCUGUGUUUUUAACUAUGUUCACCAGCACAGUAACCUUGAGAUUCUCAUAUAAUUUCUGUUCAUGAAGAAGCCAAUUCAGCAAGUUGUGAAAAUUAGGGUGAUUGUAAUUUUUUCUGUAGACUAUCAUGGAGACCUCCUUUUUCUCUUGGGGAUUAGGGAGACUGCCGACAAUUUUUUGACUUACUACAUUGUGAAAAUCUUCUUGCUUUUCAAGAUAUUAGCUCAACAUAUGAACCAGGUGAUAUUUCUUCAUGUUUUCUGGUGCAUUCGUCGUCGUCUUGCCUAGUUUAUCUGAGGUUUCGUCCUUAUAAUGGUUAGAAGCUUCAUUCAUUAUCUACUGCAACGACACCAAGUGUUUCAUUCUUUUCCAUCCUUCCUCGGUAUCAUGGUCUCUUUCAACUCUUUUUCUCGUUCUCCGAGACCAUUAUGGUUUGUUCUGAAUUAGACUGUAUUUGUUAUUGGCAGUGGUGCUCUUAUUAUUAUUAUUCUUACUCUUCUUAUUCGUUAUUUCAGUUUGAUUAUAACUCAAAACAUUUCUUUUAUUUUAUAUCAGCAUUAAAGCAGUAAGCAUAAUGGGCCUUCUCUCUUUUGCCCCUCCUAUACUUGUGGGUUUGAUAUAUAUCAAUAAAUAGAUAGAUAGAUAGAGAGGGAGAGAGAUUGAGAGAGAAACUGUACUCUAGAGGGGCUAAAAAGAAUGAAAGAAUGCUUCAUUCACAUUUUUUUUUAUCAUGUCACAUGGUCUAUGUUCCUUGUUCCUCAGCCCACGGUCUGCCUCUGUCUACUUAUCAAUUUCGUGCUGAGGAUGACCUGCUUCUGUCUCGUGUAAUUUUGUAAAAGCAGGGAUGUGUUUGACGAGGAGAAGGAGCACGACCAGAUGGUUCUCACUGGAUGGACGCCGGCGCCGCCCGCGGAGGACGGCGUGGGCGCUACCAAUGGAGGAGAAGCUGCUGCUGAUGUUCGGGAACCGGACGAAGUCGCGACGGCCCCAGAGAGAUCUGCCGUCGUCGUUGGGAACAAGAGAAAAUUAUCCGAAAUAUCAGCCGACUCGUCAGUCCAACGAGAAAACGAAAACGACGGGGUUAGCUGCAAGGAAAUGCCUGCUGAGGUUGUGGACGACGGCGAGGAUGACCUGGUGAUGCUUGACGAUGGAGCCUGGGAAGUGGGCAAGAAACCAAGAUCGUCGCUCCAAUGA